This is a messenger RNA of Hypomesus transpacificus, 2510 nucleotides long. It is a transcript of the gene nags, whose product is annotated as N-acetylglutamate synthase. The transcript is spliced from 8 exons. The record is from RefSeq and is a predicted model, not a curated record. Bases 109 to 1686 code for a protein of 525 amino acids. Gene Ontology annotation, biological process: L-arginine biosynthetic process. Gene Ontology annotation, molecular function: arginine binding; L-glutamate N-acetyltransferase activity, acting on acetyl-CoA as donor. NCBI's taxonomy places the organism in Eukaryota, Metazoa, Chordata, Actinopteri, Osmeriformes, Osmeridae. Gene Ontology annotation, cellular component: mitochondrial matrix.
AAGAGCUGACAGACGAGCCUGCCUGUUUUGCCUAGUGCCCCUUCACACGAGGAGGCAUCCAGACGACUUCAAGGGCGAGAUCAUCUCUUUUUCUCCAAACCAGGCAUCAUGGCCAAAGUAAACAGUAGCACUUCCAGUUGCAGGGCCAUGGUAAUGGCUGGCAAAUACCUAUCGAAUCCAUCACCGGUGCUCUCCCAAAGCACCGGUCACCGAAGGAUGUUGAAACUUCAGCGGCGUUUAGCGAGUUCAAACGCGGCCGGCCACGGGAGCAAAAUCCCGGCUCUGGGACAUCAAGAUUUCCCCAACACUUUCUCAGCCUCUGACCGUCAUGUGUUGUCAACCCGCACUUUAAUUUAUCGCGAUGUCAAGGCUUUUCUCAAUGAAAUUGGUGGAGACCCCAGAGAAGCCCGAUACUGGCUAACCCAGUUCCAGAGAGCGAGUUUGUCACAAGCCCCUGCAUUUGCAGUUAUAGAAGUGGAUAAGUCCGUGUUUCAGCGCGGCGACAUGCUGCAGAGCUUGGCCUUCGGGCUCUCCUUCCUGCAGCGGAUGGACAUGAAGCCAGUGGUGGUGAUGGGGCUCUCUCGGGCAGAGGUGGAGGAGGAGGUGUUGGCAGGGUCCACGUCCAACAUCAGGGCGAACCUAGUUGAGCGAAGCCAGGCUCUGACGGAGUUACUGCAGCAACACUCGGCCACUGUCAUCCCUUUCUUUAGUGCCGAAGCACUGCUUCUGCAACAGGACCCUCCCAACGGAAGCAGUGGUGAAGGGCCUAUAUCCGUGGACAGCGGUCUUCUGCAGUGGAGCCUAGACUGUGGCGCCAUCCCCCUUGUGUGCCCCGUGGGGAGGAACACCACUGGGUGUUCAGUAGCGCUGGACUCGGUCAAUGUGACCGCAGCCAUCUCCAGAGCCCUGACACCCCUCAAGGUCAUGUUCCUCAACAGCCGGGGUGGUCUACGCAACCAGGACCACAAGGUCCUGGGUUCGGUGUCUCUGCCCGGGGAUCUGCCGGGCCUGACCAGUGCGUCGUGGCUGAGCCUGGCAGAGUGCCAGCAGGUGGCCACCAUCGCCCAGCUUCUCAACCAGCUGCCCUGCGAGUCGUCCGCGGUCAUCACCUCCGGCAAGACCCUGCUCACUGAGCUCUUCAGUCACAAAGGUUCAGGAACCCUGUUUAAAAACGGAGACCCCAUUCACCGGUACACCUCGUUAGAGGGCAUCGACUUGGAGCGCCUGCUGGCUCUGAUCAACAAGUCGUUCGACAAGACCCUGAAGGAAGACUACAUCGAGUCUCUGAAGGGACGCCUACACUCCAUCUACCUCUCUAAAGGCUACAGCGCGGCGGCCAUCAUCACCAAGGAACCAGUGGGCAGUGCCACUCCCUACCUGGACAAGUUUGUGGUGAGCAGCAGCAAGCAGGGCCAGGGCACCAGCCAGAUCCUCUGGCAGUGCAUCCGCCAGGACCUGGGGCGCCUCUUCUGGAGGUCCCGCGGCUCCAACCGCAUCAACCCCUGGUACUUCAAACAUUGUGACGGUAGCUUCGCCAACGGCAGCUGGACCGUGUUCUGGUUCGGCCUGACCGACAUCAGGGACUCGUACGAGCUGGUGGAGUAUGCCAAGCAGGUUCCCGACUCCUUCUACGAGCCAAUCGGAGGAGGAGGAACCGCUGCCCAGACACCGCCCCUCCAAUCCUGAAUGACCUCCUGACCGCGCCUACUCCCAACACGCUCCAAGACCCACGUUCUGUUACGCCCCAAGGUUUUUAGACGAGAAGAGCAGUUCUAUCAUUUCAUAAACUGUUUUUGGAGUAGUGCGUUAUGGGGUUGAUAGUUUGUGUUAUAUGCACGACACAUUUGCGGAAUUCUGCUGAUGAUGCUGGAUUUAGGAGUGGAUACCGUGAUUAUUUAUCUAUUGCUGCUCUUGUCUUAAGGCUACUGCAAGUCACUUGGAAGUUUACAAGAAUGUGUUUACUUGAACCUGGCAAUCAUUUCAAGUUCAUGUGCUGGGCUGAGGUUUUCAGAGGUGAGACUGAAACAACCAAAAGGGUGCUGCAGAUCUUUGGAUGGUCUUGAUAGAUAUUUUGUAUUUCAUUUCACUCCUUUUUGGAUUAGCAGGGAGUUUUGCAAAGAAUGAUUAUCGCAUUUGCACUGCCUCUUGAUGUGAAGUCGACCCUCGUGACAGCCUGUAGUACAGUAUUCUUUUGGAGAGCCGAAGAUCUCCAAGUCUCAGGUCGGCAUAAAGACAUUCUCGCACUCUCACAAACGCGCAUUUGUUCAAAGCAGUGUGUGAAGAGAAAGCAUGGAUGUGCGGUGGAUAGUUUGCGGUGGCACACCUGUUUCAAUGACUUACUAUAGUAACACUAACAGUAAACUACUUAAUACUUUAUAAUAAUAAUAAGGACUUAUUAUUACUUGAGAAAUUUGAGGCCUUAUUCCCAGCAGCUGGGCUGGGGGGUACAACACUGUUUACAUUUACAGUACAUACACUGUAGAGGAUGCAUCACUGACACAAUGGUUUUG